Darwinula stevensoni is the source of this 846-nucleotide messenger RNA. The record is from the annotation of a GenBank genome assembly. NCBI's taxonomy places the organism in Eukaryota, Metazoa, Arthropoda, Ostracoda, Podocopida, Darwinulidae.
AUGACUCGCAGAGCGACCGGGAAAUCCGCAGAGACUCGGCGAUCUGCAGCGUCGAAAAAGACGAGAAGCAGGACAGUUGUCUCCUCGCGCGUCUCCUCGUGUGGCUCCUCACUCAGCCACCGUCGAGAGCCUCCAGCCGACACCGAAUCGCCACCAGACGACAGUUGGCUGGCUUGGUUCUGCGGGAGACCCGGAAACGAAGUGUUCCUCGUCGUCGACCUGGCUUUCAUCCAGGAUCCGUUCAACCUGGUCGACUUGGCCGACUCGGUCCCUCGCUUCGGGGAAGCGUUGGGCGUCAUCACGGGGAAGAAGCCGACGCCCCACCGGCUGGCCGACACCAGUCUCUCAGCCUCGGCCGAGAAACUCUACGGCCUCGUGCAUCGUCGCUUCACGCUCUCGGAAAGAGGCCUCUAUCUCAUCUACCAAAAAUGGAAGAACCGCACCUACGGCGAAUGCCGCCGAGUGUUCUGCCCCCACCAGCCCCUCCUCCCAACCGGCUCGACCGACACCCCCUCCGCCCUCCACGACACCCCCUCCGCCCUCCACCUCUACUGCCCUCGAUGCAUGGACGUGUACCGUCCAUCGCAUGCACGGCAUCGGGCGGUGGACGGAACUUUCUUCCCUCCGUCCCUGCCUCAUCUGUUCUUCAUGGUCUAUCCCCGGUACAGACCCGAACUUCCGCAAGAAGAGCACGUCCCCAGGAUCUUCGGCUUCGAGAUCCACCCGUCGGCGGUCCCGUACCAGCAGAGGAUUGCCGAUCGCAAGGAUCGGCGGAAAGCGAAGAGGGAAUCUCCGGAUCGGAUCUCGACCGAUGGGAAAAACCCCAAAAUGGGGAUUCCGAAAUGA